GUGAAUAAUUAUUUUAAGCUCCAAAAUGAUUUGCACUCGUAUCCGCAGCAAUCUCCUACAACUCAACAUUACAGCCCUUUUCGAAAUAAAAAAUAUUUUAUGAAGCCUUAAUUUUCCGCUGUUAGUUGUUGUUCGAUGUGACAUGUUAACAACCAAGUUUUAAUUAAACAAUACGAUUCAAGCUCGAUCUAGUGCUUAUACUUCAUAAACACCGUGUUUAACAGGUGUCGUAAUUAUUACACGUAGUUUGUUUCACUUAAGCAUCGAAUCUGGCGGGGUCUGUGGGAUAUUUUCCGACUAUGCAGGGCUAUGCGCAUGCGUCGGCAUCAUUCGUAAAGUACGAUUCCGCCAUGUCUAAUAAGGAACCCAGCAACGAGAGCCAUCCUCGAACACUAUACGUUGGAAAUCUAGAUCCGACGGUUACUGAAGAAUUGAUUUUAGCGUUGUUCGGACAAAUAGGACCUGUUAAAGGAUGCAAAAUAAUUCAAGAGCCUGGGAAUGACCCUUAUUGUUUUGUGGAGUUCACCGAUCAUCAAGCUGCAGCAGCUGCAUUGCUAGCUAUGAAUAAGAGAUUGUGUUUAGGAAAAGAAAUGAAGGUAAAUUGGGCAACAUCGCCUAGCAACACUCCAAAACAAGAUACAAGUAAACAUCAUCACAUUUUUGUUGGAGACCUUAGUCCAGAAAUCGAGACAACACAAUUACGAGAGGCCUUUGCACCUUUUGGGGAAAUUUCGGACUGUCGAGUAGUACGAGAUCCUCAGACGCUCAAGUCUAAAGGCUAUGGGUUUGUUUCAUUUGUUAAAAAAGUGGAGGCUGAAAAUGCCAUAGCAACUAUGAACGGUCAGUGGUUAGGAAGUAGGGCUAUUCGAACAAAUUGGGCAACGAGAAAGCCCCCUGCAAAUAGAUCUCAAAAUGAAUCUUCUGCCAAACCUCUCUCUUUUGAUGAAAUAUAUAAUCAGUCAAGCCCAACAAAUUGUACUGUAUAUUGUGGAGGAAUAGCUCAAGGAUUAACAGAUGAUUUAAUGCAAAAAACAUUUAGUGCAUUUGGAGUAAUACAAGAAAUUAGGGUUUUUAAAGAUAAAGGUUAUGCUUUUAUACGAUUCAGCACAAAAGAGGCUGCUACCCAUGCCAUAGUGGCCACCCACAACACAGAAAUAAAUGGACAGACUGUGAAGUGUUCUUGGGGUAAAGAAGCUGGAGAUCCAAAUAACCAACAACAACAACAAGUUGACAAUCAAGAAACUUUCCAAAAUAUAGCAGCACAAUAUACUUAUCCUUACCAACAAAUGGGAUAUUGGUAUCCUCAAGGCUAUCCACAAAUGCAGGCCGGGCAGUUCAUGCAAGGCAUGCAGUAUCCAUAUGGACAGUAUUAUGGGCAGGGAUUUGGCCCUAUCAGAAGACGCGAUGAGCAACCUAAACAAGCUGCCACUCCCUAUGCUCGGGGAGAUUCGAAACCCACCACGCACAGGUGAUUAUCUGUGUGUCCUGAAAAUUAUAUGAUGUAGAUUGACUUUUUGAAAUAGCAUUUAAUCUUGCAAGCAAUGGCUCCCACACCAGACAUGUUUCUUUUUACGAAUUUUGGUUUGUAUGAAGACAUGUAAGCGUUCAUCAAAUAUUAAUGUGUAUAUUUGUUACUCUCUUCCUGUGAGACUGUUGACAAGCAAGCUACAUCAUAUAAUAAACAUACAAACUCCAUAUCGGAAGAAGAGAUAAAUACAAAAAGAAAAUAAUAAAAGUGUUAAAAGAAAACUACAAUAUUUUAAUUUUAAUGUAUGAAAUUUUUCAUUGGUGUAGAAUGUAAAGCCAUGUAGUUGUCUGAACGAUUCUCGCAUCAUAGAUGAAAAUAAAAUUAAUGUAUCUGA
Molecule: messenger RNA, 1862 nt
Organism: Argiope bruennichi
Lineage: Eukaryota; Metazoa; Arthropoda; Arachnida; Araneae; Araneidae
Product: nucleolysin TIAR-like
Exons: 14
Coding region: 300-1472 (390 amino acids)
Molecular function (GO): mRNA binding
Source: RefSeq, a predicted model, not a curated record